AUGGCUUUGUCUGUUUCUUCUUUCGCAUAUUGGCGUUUUCUUUCUUUAAUUUAUCUUUUUAUUAAAUUAACUUUUUUUUUCUUCUUUGCUUUCCUUUCUUUUUUUUUCCACCUCUUACUUUUUCAUUGUCUUUCUUUCACUUUUUUUUUCUGCUUUCUUCUUUUCUUUUUUCAGUCCAGAAUUAUAAGAAUCAUUAGCUAUUUUUCCUUUUUUUUUAUUGCUUGCUUUUUGUUUUCUUUUGUCCAUUCUGCCUUCACCAUUUUUGCCUUUUCUUCUUCAUUACUAUCUUUCAUAUUUGUCAUAGGAUUCUUCCUCUUCCAUUUUUGCCUUUUCUUCUUCAUUACUAUCUUUCAUUUUUGUCAUAGGAUUCUUCCUCUUUUCUUCCUCAACAUUUCCUUUAUCUUUGCCAUUUUUGCCUUUUCUUCUUCAUUACUAUCUAUCAUUUUUUGUCAUAGGAUUCUUCCUCUUUUAAAUCUUUUUUCCGUUUCUUCAUAUUCUCUUGAGACAUUAUUCUUCCCUCCACAUUUCCUUUAUCUCUGCCAUUUUUGCCUUUUCUUCUUCAUUACUAUCUUUCAUUUUUGUCAUAGGAUUCUUCCUCUUGAUUCUUCCUCUUGUAAAUCUUUUUCUGUUUCUUCAUAUUCUCUUGAGACAUUAGUUCUUCCCUCCACAUUUCCUUUAUCUCUGCCAUUUUUGCCUUUUUUCUUCAUUACUAUCUUUCAUUUUUGUCAUAGGAUUCUUCCUCUUACAUUAGUUCUUCCUCCACAUUUCCUUUAUCUCUGCCAUUUUUGCCUUUUUUUCUUCUUCAUUACUAUCUUUCAUUUUUGUCAUAGGAUUCUUCCUCUUGAUUCUUCCUCUUGUAAAUCUAUUUCUGUUUCUUUAUAUUCUCUUGAGACAUUAGUUCUACCCUCCACAUUUCCUUUAUCUUUGCCAUUUUUGGUUUUUUUUCUUCUUCAUUACUAUCUUUCAUUUUGUCAUAGGAUUCUUCUUCUUUUAAAUCUUUUUUCUGUUUCUUUAUAUUCUCUUGAGACAUUAGUUCUUCCCUCCACAUUUCCUUUAUCUCUGCCAUUUUUGCCUUUUUUUCUUCUUCAUUACUAUCUUUCAUUUUUUUUCUUCCCUCCACAUUUCCUUUAUCUCUGCCAUUUUUGCUUUUUCUUCUUCAUUACUUUCUUUCAUAUUUGUCAUAGGAUUCUUCCUCUUUUCUUCCCUCCACAUUUCCUUUAUCGCUGCCAUUUUUGCCUUUUCUUCUUCAUUACUAUCUUUCAUUUUUGUCAUAGGAUUCUUCCUCUUUUCUUCCCUCCACAUUUACUUUAUCUCUGCCAUUUUUGCCUUUUCUUCUUCAUUACUAUCUUUCAUUUUUAUCAUAGGAUUCUUCCUCUUGAUUCUUCCUCUUUUAAAUCUUUUUCCGUUUCUUCAUAUUCUCUUGAGACAUUAGUUCUUCCCUCCACAUUUCCUUUAUCUCUGCCAUUUUUGCUUUUUUUUCUUCAUUACUAUCUUUCAUAUUUCCUUUUCUUCUUCAUUACUAUCUUUCAUUUUUUCCUUUUUUCCUCUUACAUUAGUUCUUCCCUCCACAUUUCCUUUAUCUCUGCCAUUUUUGCCUUUUUCUUCUUCAUUACUAUCUUUCAUUUUUACAUUAGUUCUUCCUCCACAUUUCCUUUAUCUCUGCCAUUUUUUUUUCUUCUUUUCUUCUUUCAUUUUUUACUAGGAUUUUCUUUUAAAUCUUUUUCUUUUCUUUAUAUUCUCUUGAGACAUUAUUUUUCCACAUUUCCUUUUCUCUGCCAUUUUGCCUUUUUUCUUUUCAUUACUAUCUUUCAUUUUUGUCAUAGGAUUCUUCCUCUUGUAAAUCUUUUUUCUGUUUCUUUAUAUUCUCUUGAGACAUUAGUUCUUCCCUCCACAUUUCCUUUAUCUCUGCCAUUUUUGCUUUUUUCUUCUUCAUUACUAUCUUUCAUUUUUGAUUCUUCCUCUUUUAAAUCAUUUUCUGUUUCUUUAUAUUCUCUUGAGACAUUAGUUCUUCCUCCACAUUUCCUUUAUCUCUGCCAUUUUGCCUUUUUUCUUCUUCAUUACUAUCUUUCAUUUUUUUCUUCCCUCCACAUUUCCUUUAUCUCUGCCAUUUUUGCCUUUUCUUCUUCAUUACUAUCUUUCAUUUUUGUCAUAGGAUUCUUCCUCUUUUCUUCCUCCACAUUUCCUUUAUCUCUGCCAUUUUGCCUUUUCUUCUUCAUUACUAUCUUUCAUUUUUGUCAUAGGAUUCUUCCUCUUUUCUUCCCUCCACAUUUCCUUUAUCUCUGCCAUUUUGCCUUUUUCUUCUUCAUUACUAUCUUUCAUUUUUGUCAUAGGAUUCUUCCUCUUGAUUCUUCCUCUUGUAAAUCUUUUUCUGUUUCUUUAUAUUCUCUUGAGACAUUAGUUCUUCCCUCCACAUUUUUUAUCUCUGCCAUUUUUGCUUUUUUUUCUUCAUUACUAUCUUUCAUAUUUACAUUAGUUCUUCCUCCACAUUUCCUUUAUCUCUGCCCAUUUUGCCUUUUUUCUUCAUUAUUACUCUUUCAUUUUUGUCAUAGGAUUCUUCCUCUUUUCUUCCCUCCACAUUUCCUUUAUCUCUGCCAUUUUUGCCUUUUUCUUCUUCAUUACUAUCUUUCAUUUUGUCAUAGGAUUCUUCCUCUUGAUUCUUUUUUAAAUCUUUUUUCUGUUUCUUUACUAUUCUUUCAUUUUUCCCUCCACAUUUCCUUUAUCUCUGGAUUUUCUUUUCUUCUUCAUUACUAUCUUUUUUUUCUGAUUCUUCCUCUUUUCUUCCCUCCACAUUUCCUUUAUCUCUGCCAUUUUUGCCUUUUCUUCUUCAUUACUAUCUUUCAUUUUUGUCAUAGGAUUCUUCCUCUUGAUUCUUCUUCUUUUAAAUCUUUUUUUCUGUUUCUUUUAUAUUCUCUUGAGACAUUAGUUCUUCCUCCAUUUUUCCUUUAUCUCUGCCAUUUUUGCUUUUUCUUCUUCAUUACUAUCUUUCAUUUUUACAUUAGUUCUUCCCUCCACAUUUCCUUUAUCUCUGCCAUUUUGCCUUUUUUCUUCUUCAUUACUAUCUUUCAUUUUUGUCAUAGGAUUCUUCCUCUUUUAAAUCUUUUUUCUGUUUCUUUAUAUUCUCUUGAGACAUUAGUUCUUCCUCCACAUUUCCUUUAUCUCUGCCAUUUUUGCCUUUUCUUCUUCAUUACUAUCUUUCAUUUUUUUCUUCCCUCCACAUUUCCUUUAUCUCUGCCAUUUUGCCUUUUCUUCUUCAUUACUAUCUUUCAUUUUUGUCAUAGGAUUCUUCCUCUUACAUUAGUUCUUCCCUCCACAUUUCCUUUAUCUCUGCCAUUUUUUGCCUUUUCUUCUUCAUUACUAUCUUUCAUUUUUUGUCAUAGGAUUCUUCCUCUUACAUUAGUUCUUCCCCUCCAUUUUUUUUAUCUCUGCCAUUUUUGCCUUUUCUUCUUCAUUACUAUCUUUCAUUUUUGUCUUAGGAUUCUUCCUCUUUUAAAUCUUUUUUCUGUUUCUUUAUAUUCUCUUGAGACAUUAGUUCUUUCCUCCACAUUUCCUUUUAUCUCUGCCAUUUUUGCCUUUUUUUCUUCAUUACUAUCUUUCAUUUUUGAUUCUUCCUCUUUUAAAUCUUUUUUCUGUUUCUUUAUAUUCUUUGAGACAUUAGUUCUUCCCUCCACAUUUCCUUUAUCUCUGCCAUUUUUGCCUUUUCUUCUUCAUUACUAUCUUUCAUACAUUAGUCUUCCCUCCACAUUUCCUUUAUCUCUGCCAUUUUUGCCUUUUUUCUUCUUCAUUACUAUCUUUCAUUUUUGUCAUAGGAUUCUUCCUCUUACAUUAGUUCUUCCCUCCACAUUUCCUUUAUCUCUGCCAUUUUUUUUUUCUUCUUCAUUCAUUAUCUUUCAUUUUUAUCAUAGGAUUCUUCCUCUUGUAAAUAUUUUUUUUUCUGUUUCUUUAUAUUCUCUUGAGACAUUAGUUCUUCCCUCCACAUUUCCUUUAUCUCUGCCAUUUUGCCUUUUCUUCUUCAUUACUAUCUUUCAUUUUUUCUUCCCUCCACAUUUUUUUUAUCUCUGCCAUUUUUGCCUUUUCUUCUUCAUUACUAUCUUUCAUUUUUGUCAUAGGAUUCUUCCUCUUUUCUUCCCUCCACAUUUCCUUUAUCUCUGCCAUUUUUGCCUUUUCUUCUUCAUUACUAUCUUUCAUUUUUAUCAUAGGAUUCUUCCUCUUACAUUAGUUCUUCCCUCCACAUUUCCUUUAUCUCUGCCAUUUUGCCUUUUUUCUUCUUCAUUACUAUUUUUCAUUUUUGUCAUAGGAUUCUUCCUAUUUUCUUCCCUCCACAUUUCCUUUAUCUCUGCCAUUUUGCCUUUUCUUCUUCAUUACUAUCUUUCAUUUUGUCAUAGGAUUCUUCCUCUUUUAAAUCUUUUUUCUGUUUCUUCAUAUUCUCUUGAGACAUUAGUUCUUCCCUCCACAUUUUUCAUUUUUUAUCUCUCUGCCAUUUUGCCUUUUCUUCUUCAUUACUAUCUUUUCAUUUUUCAUAGGAUUCUUCCUCUUGUAAAUCUUUUUCUGUUUCUGUUUUAUAUUCUCUUUGAGACAUUAGUUCUUCCUCCACAUUUCCUUUAUCUCUGCCAUUUUUGCCUUUUCUUCUUCAUUACUAUCUUUCAUAUUUGUCAUAGGAUUCUUCCUCUUACAUUAGUUCUUCCUCCACAUUUCCUUUUAUCUCUGCCAUUUUUUGCCUUUUCUUCUUCAUUACUAUCUUUCAUUUUUUAUCAUAGGAUUCUUCCUCUUACAUUAGUUCUUCCCUCCACAUUUCCUUUAUCUCUGCCAUUUUUUGCCUUUUUCUUCUUCAUUACUAUCUUUCAUUUUUGUCAUAGGGAUUCUUCCUCUUUUAAAUCUUUUUCUGUUUCUUCAUAUUCUCUUGAGACAUUAGUUCUUCCCUCCACAUUUCCUUUAUCUCUGCCAUUUUUGCCUUUUUUCUUCAUUACUAUCUUUCAUAUUUGUCAGGAUUCUUCCUCUUACAUUAGUUCUUCCCUCCACAUUUCCUUUAUCUCUGCCAUUUUUUGCCUUUUUCUUCUUCAUUACUCUCUUUCAUUUUUUGUCAUAGGAUUCUUCCUCUUUUCUUCCUCCACAUUUCCUUUAUCUCUGCCAUUUUUUGCCUUUUCUUCUUCAUUACUAUCUUUCAUUUUUUGUCAUAGGAUUCUUCCUCUUUUCUUCCCUCCACAUUUCCUUUAUCUCUGCCAUUUUUGCCUUUUCUUCUUCAUUACUAUCUUUCAUUUUUGUCAUAGGAUUCUUCCUCUUGUACAUCUUUUUCUGUUUCUUUUAUAUUCUCUUGAGACAUUAGUUUCUUCCUCCACAUUUCCUUUAUCUCUGCCAUUUUUGCCUUUUUCUUCUUCAUUACUAUCUUUCAUUUUUUGUCAUAGGAUUCUUCCUCUUGUAAAUCUUUUUUCUGUUUCUUUAUAUUCUCUUGAGACAUUAGUUCUUCCCUCCACAUUUUUUAUCUCUGCCAUUUUUGCCUUUUUCUUCUUCAUUACUAUCUUUCAUUUUUGUCACAGGAUUCUUCCUCUUUUCUUCCUCCACAUUUCCUUUAUCUCUGCCAUUUUGCCUUUUCUUCUUCUUUACUUUUUUCAUUUUUGUCUUAGGAUUUUUCCUCUUUUCAUUACUUUAUAUUCUCUUGACUUAUUUUCUUUGUCACAUUUCCUUUUCUCUCUGCCAUUUUUGCCUUUUCUUCUUCAUUUAUCUUUCAUUUUACAUCUUUUCAUUUUUUCUUCCCUCCACAUUUCCUUUAUCUCUGCCAUUUUUGCCUUUUCUUCUUCAUUACUAUCUUUCAUUUUUACAUUAGUUCUUCCCUCCACAUUUCCUUUAUCUCUGCCAUUUUUGCCUUUUCUUCUUCAUUACUAUCUUUCAUUUUAUCAUAGGAUUCUUCCUCUUACAUUAGUUCUUCCUCCACAUUUCUUUUAUCUCUGCCAUUUUUGCCUUUUUUUUUUCUUCUUCAUUACUAUCUUUCAUACAUUAGUUCUUCCCUCCACAUUUUUUUUUAUCUCUGCCAUUUUUGCCUUUUUCUUCUUCAUUACUAUCUUUCAUUUUUGUCAUAGGAUUCUUCCUCUUGUAAAUCUUUUUUCUGUUUCUUUAUAUUCUCUUGAGACAUUAGUUCUUCCCUCCACAUUUUCCUUUAUCUCUGCCAUUUUUGCCUUUUUCUUCUUCAUUACUAUCUUUCAUGUUUGUCAUAGGAUUCUUCCUCUUUACAUUAGUUCUUCCUCCACAUUUCCUUUAUCUCUGCCAUUUUUGCCUUUUUCUUCUUCAUUACUUUUUCAUUUUUGUCAUAGGAUUCUUCCUAUUUUUCUUCCCUCCACAUUUACUUUAUCUCUGCCAUUUUGCCUUUUCUUCUUCAUUACUAUCUUUCAUUUUUUUGUCAUAGGAUUCUUCCUCUUUAAAUCUUUUUCUGUUUCUUUAUAUUCUCUUGAGACAUUAGUUCUUCCCUCCACAUUUCCUUUAUCUCUGCCAUUUUUUUGCCUUUUCUUCUUCAUUACUAUCUUUCAUUUUUACAUUAGUUCUUCCUCCACAUUUCCUUUUAUCUCUGCCAUUUUUUUUUUUUCUUCUUCAUUACUAUUUUUCAUUUUUUGUCAUAGGAUUCUUCCUAUUGUAAAUCUUUUUUCUGUUUCUUUAUAUUCUUUUGAGACAUUAGUUCUUCCCUCCACAUUUCCUUUAUCUCUGCCAUUUUUGCCUUUUCUUCUUCAUUACUAUCUUUCAUUUUGUCAUAGGAUUCUUCCUCUUGAUUCUUCCUCUUUUAAAUCUUUUUCCGUUUCUUCAUAUUCUCUUGAGACAUUAGUUCUUCCCUCCCACAUUUACUUUAUCUCUGCCAUUUUUUUGCCUUUUCUUCUUCAUUACUAUCUUUCAUACAUUAGUUCUUCCCUCCACAUUUUUUUUAUCUCUGCCAUUUUUUGCCUUUUCUUCUUCAUUACUAUCUUUCAUGUUUGUCAUGAUUCUUCCUCUUACAUUAGUUCUUCCCUCCACAUUUCCUUUAUCUCUGCCAUUUUUUGCCUUUUCUUCUUCAUUACUAUCUUUCAUUUUAUCAUAGGAUUUUCCUCUUACAUUAGUUCUUCCCUCCACAUUUCCUUUAUCUCUGCCAUUUUGCCUUUUUUCUUUCUUCUUCAUUACUAUUUUUCAUUUUGUCAUAGGAUUCUUCCUCUUUUCUUCCUCCACAUUUCCUUUAUCUCUGCCAUUUUUGCCUUUUCUUCUUCAUUACUAUCUUUCAUUUUUUGUCACAAGAUUCUUCCUCUUGAUUCUUCCUCUUUUAAAUCUUUUUCUGUUUCUUCAUAUUCUCUUGAGACAUUAGUUCUUUCCUCCACAUUUCCUUUAUCUCUGCCAUUUUGCCUUUUCUUCUUCAUUACUAUCUUUCAUUUUUACAUUAGUUCUUCCCUCCACAUUUCCUUUAUCUCUGCCAUUUUUGCCUUUUCUUCUUCAUUACUAUCUUUCAUGUUUGUCAUAGGAUUCUUCCUCUUUUCUUCCCUCCACAUUUUUUUAUCUCUGCCAUUUUUUGUUUUUUUCUUUUCAUUACUAUCUUUCAUGUUUCCACAUUUUCUGGAUUCUUCCUCUCUUGUAAAUUUUUUUAUGUUUCUUUCAUAUUCUCUUGAGACAUUAGUUCUUCCCUCCACAUUUUCCUUUAUCUCUGCCAUUUUGCCUUUUUUCUUCUUCAUUACUAUCUUUCAUUUUUUUCUUCCCUCCACAUUUCCUUUAUCUCUGCCAUUUUGCCUUUUCUUCUUCAUUACUAUCUUUCAUUUUUGUCAUUGGAUUCUUCCUCUUGUAAAUCUUUUUUUCCGUUUCUUCAUAUUCUCUUGA
This is a messenger RNA of Acanthosepion pharaonis, 7815 nucleotides long. NCBI's taxonomy places the organism in Eukaryota, Metazoa, Mollusca, Cephalopoda, Sepiida, Sepiidae. The record is from the annotation of a GenBank genome assembly.